AAAUUUCCCCGACGCGCUCCGGAACGUGUGGAAUCUCACCACCGCCCCCGUCCUAUUUCAAACUCGUGAAGGUCACCUACCACUUGAAGAAACCUUCACAAAUUCACAAAUCACAAACCUCUCAAUUCUCUAAGCGUUUCGGGAAAAUUCGGACAUCGAGCAUGGAAUCGCCGAAACCUCCUAUCCGGUUCACGCUGGGAAAGCAGUCGUCGAUGGCGCCGGACCGGUUCAAGGAGGAGCCAUUGACCGACGGCGAUGACGUGGCGGAGGGGAUCGAUCCAGGGGUGCGCUUGAUGUACCUUGCCCAUGGAGGCGACGUGGAGGGGAUCAGAGAGCUCCUGGACUCUGGCGUCAACGUCAACUUCAAGGACAUUGACGGUCGCACGGCCCUUCACGUGGCCGCCUGCCAGGGCCUGACCGACGUCGUUUCGCUCUUGCUCGACCGCGGCGCCGAGGUCGACCUCAAGGACCGCUGGGGGAGCACCGCCCUCGCGGAUGCUAUAUAUUACAAGAACCACGACUUGAUCAAGCUUUUGGAGAAACACGGCGCGAAGCCUCUGAUGGCUCCAAUGCACGUUACACAUGCUCGUGAAGUCCCGGAAUACGAAAUUGAUCCAAAAGAGUUUGAUUUUACAAACAGUGUCGAAAUAACGAAGGGAACGUUCCAUAGAGCGUCGUGGCGUGGGAUAGAGGUAGCUGUGAAGAGGCUUGGGGACGAAGUGAUUAGUGAUGAGGAUAAAGUGAGGGCAUUCAGGGAUGAGCUUGCAUUGCUUCAGAGGAUACGACAUCCAAAUGUAGUCCAGUUUCUGGGUGCUGUGACUCAAAGUAGUCCGAUGAUGAUUGUGACAGAAUAUCUUCCCAAGGGAGAUCUUUCUGCAUUCUUGAAAAGAAAAGGAGCACUAAAGGCACAAACAGCUGUGAAAUUUGCACUUGAUAUUGCAAGGGGAAUGAAUUAUUUGCAUGAGAAUAAGCCAGAACCGAUAAUUCAUCGUGAUCUUGAACCUUCAAAUAUAUUGCGGGAUGAUUCUGGGCACUUGAAAGUUGCAGACUUUGGAGUUAGCAAGUUGCUGACGGUUAAAGAAGAUAGGCCUCUUACCUGUCAAGACACUUCUUGCCGAUAUGUGGCUCCAGAGGUUUUCAGCAACAAAGAAUAUGAUACCAAAGUUGAUGUUUUCUCAUUUGCUUUAAUUCUGCAAGAGAUGAUUGAAGGCCAUCAACCAUUUCAGACACAGCAAGAAAAGGAAAUUACUAAAGCAUAUGCUGCAAAAGAGCGUCCCCCUUUUAGAGCUCCAGCAAAGCGUUAUGCACAUGGACUUAGAGAGUUGAUUGAGGAGUGCUGGAGUGAGAAGCCAGCUAAAAGACCAACAUUUCGGCAAAUAAUAAGAAGGCUGGAGUCCAUUCACAACAGCUUUGGCCAUACAAGGCAUUGGAAGGUUGCACCGUUGAGAUGCUUUCAGAACCUGGAGGCCAUGUUGAAGAAAGAAAAUUCCGAUCUAAGCAGCCGUGGCCAUUCAUCUCAGUCUAGCACCAGCAGCCCAUAAAUAAUUUGUGCUCUCUUUAGCUUAAGAUGUGAAGAAGCAUUUUCCCUGUUUGGUGGCAAAACGAUUUAUUUUUUAUUUGGGAGAAUCAUUUUCUUGUCUGUGUAAUCCCACUAACAGUACCUGAAUCUGAAGCUGACUUUCCCAUUGAAUUUGUGGGCUUAGAAUCACAUUCAUAUUCCAUGUAUUUGAUUUGAUGAUGUUGAGGCUGUUCAUGUACAUUGUAUAUGUAAUCAAAGCUUUAAUGAAUUUUAUUGGGCAAGUCCACUCAUGAGAGGGAAUUUUUAUUUU
Molecule: messenger RNA, 1829 nt
Organism: Corylus avellana
Lineage: Eukaryota; Viridiplantae; Streptophyta; Magnoliopsida; Fagales; Betulaceae
Product: Integrin-linked protein kinase family
Biological process (GO): protein phosphorylation
Molecular function (GO): ATP binding; protein binding; protein serine/threonine kinase activity
Source: RefSeq, a predicted model, not a curated record